CGCGAAAAGAGGCGAACAUCAGAAAAGCGCGCUCUGUUUCAACAACAGUUGCGUUGCAUGGCUUUCGCCCACUUCUCCGCAAAUCAGGAUUUCCUUUCGGCUUGCGACGCAUUGCUACAACGACUCGGAGCCCUUUUUGAGACCGCGAAAAGCUGCUCUGUCGGGCCGCUUCCUUGACGCCGCGGAUGGCGGUAAGUCACCGCAGGAGAAGGGCUGGCUCAAAAAGAUUACUG
Amoebophrya sp. A120 is the source of this 233-nucleotide messenger RNA. The record is from the annotation of a GenBank genome assembly. NCBI's taxonomy places the organism in Eukaryota, Dinophyceae, Syndiniales, Amoebophryaceae.